This is a messenger RNA of Microplitis mediator, 2094 nucleotides long. RefSeq lists its product as uncharacterized. The coding region runs from base 120 to 1874 and encodes 584 amino acids. The transcript is spliced from 2 exons. The record is from RefSeq and is a predicted model, not a curated record. Lineage: Eukaryota; Metazoa; Arthropoda; Insecta; Hymenoptera; Braconidae.
UUGUAGGUAGUACAAGAACUGAAAAAUAAUUUUUGGUUGCCAGUAUACCUGUAGUCGUUGCACUGAUCAGUCGAUAGUUUUGUGAUAAAUUAUUUCUCAAGUGAAUUAAAUUAUUAACCAUGGGACGUGAUUCUAGAAAGGUUUCAAGAGAACUUCGGAGUUCUGAAAAAAUUAAUAAGUCGCGUUCAGUCAAAAGAAAGAAUGUUUUUAAUCCGAAAACAGCCGAACGUGAUGAAAGUAUUCAGAGUACAUCUUCUAAAAAAUUAAAACAAAACACUGAAGAUGAUGUACCUGAAGACAGCAGUACUGAAUUUCGAAUAAUAAAUUUUAUUCAGGUAUUCACUGCAAUUUCUGCUCUUAUAAAAUGUAAAAAAUGUGAUGGAAAUGUAGUGUUUCAAACAGCAAGUACACGUGGGCUGGGAUUCAAAAUUGUAGUUGCAUGUAAUAACUGUGGAAAUGAAUAUAUUCCUUCCUGUUCUUUCGUUGGGCAUUCUUAUGAAAUAAACAGACGUUUCAUUUUUGUAAUGAGAAUACUAGGAAUAGGAUACGAAGGAUUGUGCAAGUUUUGCGGCCUGAUGGACAUGCCGUCUUUUUUAGAUAAAUCUACGCAUACAAUUUUACUGAAACAGAUUUUGAAUUGUAGUAAAGCCGUCGCAGAAACCUUCAUGACGAAAGCUGUGAAUGAAGAAAAGCAAGCAAUGCCAACAACUGAAAAUGAAGAUAUAAAUCAUCUAACUGUAUCGGGAGAUGGAACCUGGCAAAAACGGGGAUAUACAUCGUCAUUUGGAGUUUCUUCUAUAAUUGGCUAUUUUACUGGAAAGAUUCUUGACAUAAACAUUAAAAGUGCAUAUUGUAAGCUAUGUGAGUAUUGGAAAAAAAAAACAAAUACUGUUGAGUUCGAGGAAUGGUAUCAAUCGCAUGAAGAUGUGUGUUCUGCUAAUCAUCAAGGGUCUUCUGGGAAAAUGGAGGUGGAUGCGAUGGUCGAAAUGUUUUCGUAUUCUGAAACUAAAUAUGGAGUUAAGUAUGCCAACUAUAUUGGUGAUGGUGACUCCAAGACCUAUUCAGGAAUUAUAAAAUCAGAUCCUUACGAAAAUACAACUGUAAAUAAAAAGGAAUGUAUAGGGCAUGUCCAAAAGCGGAUGGGGAGUCGAUUACGUACGCUGAAGAGUAAACAAAAAGGUCUUGGUGGUCGAGGUAAGCUCACAGGAAAAUUAAUAGACAAACUAACUGUGUACUAUGGUUUAGCAAUACGCCGGCAUUGUGAUUCUAUUGAAAAUAUGAAAUCUGCUAUAAUGGCAACCUUUUAUCACUACGGCUCGAGUGAUGAAAAACCGAAUCAUGAUAUGUGUCCAAAAGGCGAAGAAUCUUGGUGCUCUUACCAGCGCGCUGAAGCAAGAGGAGAGCUUGAUACCUUUUCUCACGAUUAUUCUCCUUUACCUUCUGAUGUUUUAAAAGCUAUCAAGCCUAUAUACGAAGAUCUUAGUAAUGAAAAUUUACUUUCAAGAUGUGUAGGUGGAUUCAAUCAGAAUAAUAAUGAAAGCUUUAACCAACUAGUAUGGAAAAUAUGCCCAAAAACGGUAAAUACUAGUUUUACUAUCGUACAAAUAGCUGCAUACGUUGCUAUGUGUAUAUUUAAUGAGGGUAUAAAUUCAUUAUUAGUCUUGAUGAAUACACUUGGACUUAAUUGUGGGCCUAAUUCUCAUCGGUAUGCAGAAAGAAUGGAUGCUGCACGUAUCAAAGUAGCAGAUAAGCGCGCUAAUGAUAACACCCGAGAAGGUCGAUUGCAACGUAGGCACCAGCAAAUCGAUAUUUUGGAAGCUGCUAUGUCGGCUGAAGAGCUAUUAUAUGGUCCAGGAAUAGAUGACUCAGUAUGAAUCUCCAAGGACUUAUGAUGAUCACCGCAAAGGACUUCGGGAGGAACGGGCUCUACAAAAACAGCGAUAACUUUUUGAAUUAUUAAUUUUUUUUUUUGAAAUUUUCGUGAAGUCAAAUCGAAACGUGUUCUAAUAAAGCUAUGUUUUUAUUUUUGUCAAAUAAAGUAAUUAACUACAAAAAAAAAAUUAUUGAAAAUCAUCAUUUUUUCAUACCCCUGAG